AUUCCAUCUCGCUCUGGCGCACAUAAAUUUUCGUGGUGGUGAAACAGUUGUCAUCUGUCAGUGAAUAAAAGGCAAAAAAGAGCAUUUAUCGCGAUAUUUCCGGCAAAUCCCCGCAAAGUUGGUGCGUGGGGUGAUGCUGAUGGUGCCAGUGUAGGCAUCCGUGGUGUCCAAUGUGGUGGAAAGUGCGUGGAUAAGUGGGAAAAAUGACAGUGAAAAUUGCCACCAUCAUCGCCAUCUGCCAUUGAAAGUGCAACCCCGUAGCAUUGAUAAAAAUUUUUCACACUCCACUUCUCGCCAAAAUGUCCUCAGUGGACAUACAGAUUGUGAGUGGGGCGAAUCUGGAGAAAAUUGAGAAUUUCCUCAAUGACUCCACAUACCGGGAAACCAUUGAGUACAGUGCCAGCUUCAAUACGCGCCUGUGCCUGGAGAGACGCCUCCGGCUGCCUUUUCUGGAUCCACAGACGGGCGUAGCACAGAAUCACUGUUCGCUGUUCAUGAGUCGCCGCCAGCGGAUGCCGGGCUUCCGGGAGGGUCAAAUUUACACCUACCCAGCAGCCAGGUGGCGCAAGAGUCGCCGGCAGUACUUGAGUAAGAUGUUCAGGCCAUUCAGUGGCCUGAGACGUAUGGAUUGUGCUCCGGCACCACCACCAGAUGCAGAUAGUGACUUCAAUGGGACACUGCUGGAGGAGAGCUCGUCACUUGGCGGUGCCGAUACCAGCGACAGCAAAGACAGCCAGAACCUCAAGGAAGAACUGCCCAAGGAUUGGUUCUACGAUGACAUGGAUAUGAAUGACCUGGACCAGUUGGAUGAGCCCAAGUCACCAGACGAUGAAUACGACUAUGAUCCGCGCUAUGGGAAUAAGAAGAGGAAAAAGCGCGCCAAGCCGGGAAGGAAGCCCAUGACCACUCUGCAUCCGGAUGCGCCGCGAAAGGGUCGACCGCCGGGUGGGGGUGUGGCGGGUGGCGCCAGGGGCCGCGGUCGGCGUAAGAACCUCGUGCCGGCCGCCACGAUGGGUCAAGGGGGUGGGGCCACGAGUGGUGGGCGAUUGGUGGAGGUCCCUAGUCCACCCACCAUCGAACCGCCGUCGUUCGAGUCGGCGGCGGCCGCCGUGGCCACGACGCCGCGCGACACCAGCAGCCCCAACAGCGAACUCAGAAGCUAUCGGAAGUACCUGUAGGAGUCCGCGUGAGCAUCAAGACAGGGCGAUCUCGCAGUUCGCGAAGCAACCUCCUUUGUACAUAUCCCUGGAUUCCCCAUAAUUUAAUUCUCCUUAUGCAGGCUUCAGACUAAGGCACUCCAUGCCCCAAGAAGCCAAUCCACAUUGGCUUUUCCUUAGAUUUAUUUACUCUAUUCCUCGACUGUAAAAAAAAAACAUCACUGUUUCACGACAAAAUAAAAAAGGGUGACUUGA
Molecule: messenger RNA, 1412 nt
Organism: Phlebotomus papatasi
Lineage: Eukaryota; Metazoa; Arthropoda; Insecta; Diptera; Psychodidae
Product: zinc finger protein ubi-d4
Exons: 1
Coding region: 300-1178 (292 amino acids)
Source: RefSeq, a predicted model, not a curated record